CAUAAUAUAUGUGAGGGAUCCAGCCUUCUCCUGGAAAAUACCUGGAAUUUAGUUAAUGCCCAGUAUUUUGGUAUUAAUUACUGGGCUGUUCCUUUGUCUCCUUUUGCAUCUAGAGUAAAUAAGGAACUCACUGGGGCUAGAUGAGGUCAGAAUACACUUCAGGCUUUCCUCUAAGAAAUUAAAGCAAGGUCUGCUGUUCCAGCAGUGCAGCAACUGGGCCCUUUAUUUUGUUCAUUCCAAGGCACACAGGACUUUGCAAGCAGCUUACUGACACUGAAGGCAGCCAGACUUGACUGGUUAUUUUUUUGUUUGUUUGUUUUCAGCAGCCCUUUCUUCUCGACAAAUGUGUUAUGUAUGGGACAAAUUAGCUCUGGAGAUAACCAGUGCUUACUGCCCUGAAGACAGGGCAGUUGUCAAGAGGCAUGAGCUGCAUGUACAUCUUUCAGAGAAAAUGGUUGCCCUCUAUCUGCCAUUUAUUUUGGUUGGAUAAUGAGGAUCCUUUGUACUUCUAUGACUGUCAAGUGCUAGCUUGAAACAUGUAUACAAACUUUUACAUGAGAUACACGGUGCCAGUGUGAGCAGGCACAGAGUUUGGCUGUAACUGCUGCGUAAGAGUGCGUGCAAUCAAAGUACGCUGUAGCAAUUAGCUGACCCUCAGUGCGCUGCCAUUGUUGCAAAGCAGGUUUGUUGUUUCAUGCCAAUCUAUUAAUUUCUUGUUUCUAAACCCUUUUAUCUUGUCACUAGGCUGCUCUUUGGAGUAUAUUGCACUCGAUUAGGGAUCGGUUCUCAGAAUCAAGGAGUUAGAAGUGAUAUUUGAGAUAAGUGAGGCCCAUUCGGUGCUGCUUUGGACGCCUCCGAAGGGGAAAUGGAGUUAUCAGGAAUGAAAAAGAAGAGUUUGCUAGGACUGAAAGAAAAUAAUAAAAAAUCCAACACUAGGGCUCCCUCACCAACCAAGCGCAAGGAUAGGUCUGAAGACAAAUCAAAGGACCGGUCCAAGGAUAAAGCGGCCACCAAGGAAUCAAGCGAGAAGGAUCGUGGUCGGGACAAGACACGCAAGAGGCGCAGUGCUUCUAGUGGGAGCAGCAGUACCAGAUCCCGUUCCAGCUCAACUUCCAGUUCGGGGUCCAGUUCCAGCACUGGUUCUAGCAGUGGUUCUAGUUCUUCUUCUGCCUCAAGUCGAUCAGGGAGCUCUAGCACCUCUCGCAGUUCCAGUUCCAGCAGCUCCUCUGGAUCCCCAAGUCCAUCUCGACGGAGACAUGACAACAGGAGACGCUCCCGCUCCAAAUCUAAGCCACCCAAGAGAGAUGAGAAGGAGCGAAAGAGGCGGAGCCCCUCACCCAGACCUACAAAAGUGCAUGUUGGAAGGCUCACCAGAAAUGUAACCAAGGAUCACAUCAUGGAAAUUUUUUCCACUUAUGGAAAGAUUAAAAUGAUUGACAUGCCAGUCGACAGGCUAAAUCCACAUCUCUCUAAAGGUUAUGCUUAUGUGGAGUUUGAGAACCCCGAUGAUGCUGAGAAAGCCCUGAAACACAUGGAUGGGGGUCAAAUUGAUGGGCAGGAGAUCACUGCCACAGCUGUUCUGGCACCACGGCCUAGACCGCCUCCCAGACGUUUUAGCCCACCCAGGAGGAUGCUGCCACCACCACCAAUGUGGCGUAGGUCACCCCCUCGCAUGAGGAGAAGGUCCCGGUCUCCUAGGCGCAGAUCCCCUGUUCGCCGGCGAUCCAGAUCCAGAUCUCCUGGACGAAGGCGCCAUCGCAGCCGCUCCAGCUCAAACUCUUCACGAUAAAGCAAAAAGACUGGACAGCUUUUUAUUUUUUAACUUAAAUCCCAUCAAACUAAAUAUUGUACCUUUUUCUAUAAGGGAUCUGGAUGAGGAGGAGUGAGAGGUAGUUUCCUGGCAGUGAAGGCAACCUAAGAGAAGAGAGUGCAGUUCCUAGCCAAUAGAUGGCCUUUGCUGUGGGGCUUCUAGUUUCCUGGCAUUUAAUUGAAUUUUUUUUUAAAUGGCUUUGAUUUAAAGGCUGUAAAUACAACAUCUCUUCCAGAUAAAUGGAAGGAAAGAUGCUAUAGCCUCUCUUUCACCAGUCAGCAGCUGCUGCUUGAUGAUUUCUAAAUGCUUAGCACGCUGUACAGACAAGCAUGUGAAUCUUAAACUGUAUUGGAAGCCCUGUAUAGUAAGAGAGGGAAGCAUUUAACUUAGUCUCUGGGUGCCAGCACAGGAUCUUCAGAACAGCUGGAGUCCAGAUUACAAAACCUGUCUUAGACUAAAAUUGUGAAUUGUUGUUUUUAUUCCAGUUCACACACAGGUUAGUUUCUGCGUAGUGUUGCAGACUAAACUUCUGUAACGAGCAGCAGAAACAAGCGGCAGCCCCCUGUUAAACAUGUUAGAAAUGACGCUGGAAAUCUUAAGAAUUGCUUUGCAGCUGCCCCCUCCAGUGAUUCCAGUUGCCUCUCCUAAAGGGUUUUGGUUAGAAAGGAAAGCUCCUGCCCCUGCAGCCCCCCACCCCCCCAAAAUGGUGCGAGCGCUUCUGCUUUUACAAAUCCGCUCAAAUUAGCAAGCGAGUAUCGACCCCCCAGAAACCGCAAGGCAGAGCGGGAGGCUUGUGGCCAUGAUGCUGUCUGGAUUAACUGGGUUCACAUUGGAAAAGGCAAAGAAUUUGCUGCCCCUUGUACAGUCAAUACUAUAAAGUUUGUUUGAUUUUUUUUUUUUCCUCCCCUCCCCCCCCCCCUUUUUUUUUCCUUUUUGUAUAACUUUGUAGCCUUUUGGGCCAUGUUGUGUUUGUACUUGUGUAGGAUGAGCGACUAUCGAAUAAAGCAGUAGGGUUGAGAA
Molecule: messenger RNA, 2830 nt
Organism: Rhea pennata
Lineage: Eukaryota; Metazoa; Chordata; Aves; Rheiformes; Rheidae
Gene: RNPS1
Product: RNA binding protein with serine rich domain 1
Exons: 7
Coding region: 866-1789 (307 amino acids)
Biological process (GO): mRNA splicing, via spliceosome
Cellular component (GO): nucleoplasm; cytoplasm; ASAP complex
Molecular function (GO): RNA binding
Source: RefSeq, a predicted model, not a curated record